AUGAUGGCGGAAAAGACGUGCGCGACGGAUGUCGAGAACGCUGCAGGCUACGCUGAGCCCGGCGAGCUCGACCCGGCCCGUGAGGCUAGCGAGAAGGCAUUGGUUUGGAAGCAGGAUGUGAGGAUUGUACCUUUAUGUGCCGCGAUCUAUCUUCUGUGUUACUUGGAUCGGUCUAAUAUCGGGAAUGCGAAAAUCCUUAAUGAGAAUACCGGCAAUGACCUCCUGUCGGAGACGAAUAUGACUUCGUACCAGUAUACUAUUGCACUCAUGGUGUUUUUGAUCGCGUAUGCAUUGUUCGAGGUGCCAUCAAAUUACUUUUUGAAGAAGCUUCGACCAAGUCGAUGGAUUGCGUUCCUAAUGCUUUCCUGGGGCGCAACGACUAUGGGUCUCGGAGGUGUUCACAAUUAUGCCCAAGUGACCGGCCUACGGUUUUUGCUCGGUGUCAUGGAAGCAGGCCUUUUCCCCGGCUUCGUCUACUACCUGACCUUUUGGUACCGAAACUCCGAGAGAUCCAUGAGGGUAGCCUUGAUUCUAGCCUCGGCAACGCUUGCGGGCGCUUUCGGCGGCGCAAUCGCCUAUGGUGUAGGCCAUAUGAAUGGUGCACACGGUCUUUCCGCCUGGCGAUGGCUGUUCAUCAUCGAGGGCGCGCCGUCUUGCGCUUCAGCGGUGCUGGUGUGGUUUUUCCUACCAGACUACCCUGAGUCUACGCAUUGGCUUUCUGCCGAGGAAAAGGAACUUGCAGCAGAUCGCUUGAGACUGGAAGGGUCUCAAGGCUCUGCAAGCGCAAUGUCAUGGGCUGAUGCGAAAGCAGUGCUGGUCGACUGGCGGUUAUACGCCCAUUAUGCCGUGUACUUUGGCAUCUCGACGCCAUUCUCAAGUCUUUCUCUUUUCACACCGGCUAUCACUGCUGGCCUGGGAUAUUCUAAUUUACGCGCCCAGCUUAUGACUGUGCCUCCAUACGCUGUUGCGUACGUUGUGACGGUAACCGUUGCAUGGUCUGCAGACCACUUUAAUAGUCGCGGACUUCACUCCGCUGUUUUUUCCUUCAUCGGUGCAAUGGGUUUUCUGGCCUCCGCUGUCCUUCCUGCGGAGGAAUAUCUGCACCGCUAUGGCUGUCUGAUAGUCGCAGCCAGUGGCGCAUUCGCCUGCAUUCCCCCACUCCUGGGCUGGCUCUCUUCGAAUGUCCGCUCCACGGCCGGCGCGGGUCUAGCCAUCGCGUUGAAUGUCUCCUUCGGCGCACCGGGUCAGAUCGUUGGUGUUUGGAUCUACAAGAGCAACGAAGCGAAGAGGGGUUAUCCGACGGGCCACUGGACGAAUGCGGCAUUACUGCUGUUCGUUGCGGCUGGGUGUGUCCUCCUGCGGUUGUAUUAUGGGUGGAGAAAUAAACGGGGCUUUGGUGAUGGGACUGGCAAGAAGUUUGCAUAUUAG
Messenger RNA from Penicillium canariense, 1428 nucleotides. RefSeq lists its product as uncharacterized. Gene Ontology annotation, biological process: transmembrane transport. Gene Ontology annotation, molecular function: transmembrane transporter activity. NCBI's taxonomy places the organism in Eukaryota, Fungi, Ascomycota, Eurotiomycetes, Eurotiales, Aspergillaceae. The transcript has 8 exons. The coding region runs from base 1 to 1428 and encodes 475 amino acids. Gene Ontology annotation, cellular component: membrane. The record is from RefSeq and is a predicted model, not a curated record.